ACCGGUCAAUUCAGAGGAAACGAGAACUUCCCCAUGUCCACAGAGUAAUACUAGAAAGUAAGAUGGUUCCCUUACUGCUGUUACUGCUGCUGCCUCAAUCUCUUGCUGACCAAGUUUGUCUCAACAUUUCAAACGGACACAUGAACAUCACCAUGACGGAUGCUCGUGUUGAGGAUGGGCGGAUUUCAGUGAACUGCAUAUACAAUAAUUCUUCCUGCAUCUUCCUCUGCGAGUACCAGAAGAAUAUGUGUCUUAAUGGAUCAUCUUUUUGUUUUGAUGCGACAGUGACAAACAAGACGGAUCCUCCCAGAAUACAGUUUGACCUAACACCAUAUAUGAUGUGCAAUCUGUACCCAUGCGUAAACUAUAGCAUCUUGCCAUUGAUGACUGAGCUAAGUGGAUUAAGGUCUGACCAGAAGGAAAUGAUGAAACUCUUCUACGUGAGGGAUUCAUGCCCACAGCUCUUCGGUUACAACAGUGAAGUGAAGAAAGCCUAUAUAAGAGCGGAAUGCAAGAUAAUCGAUAACAUCAUCGAGACAACCCAGCUGGAGCCAGGAGACUCCAUGAUCUACGACAUGAAGGCCUUGACUCUGAAUGUGGUGAACAUCAGUGAGGCCAACAUCAGAGAGGCCAACAUCAGUGAGGCCAACCUCACCUUCAAGAUAGACGCUCCGCAGCUGCUGCCGGAGAACAUGUCGUUUAUCCCUGACAUUUGGCUGCCUGUAAAUGCCCUGCGCGCCAUCCCAGAGGGCGAGAGGGUUAUUGGGCUGGUCAGCUACAUGCAUGGCAGCCAGUUCCAAGUCAAACAGGAAGAGAUCUCAUCAAUGGUUCUCAGGAUAGAGCUCCAGGGAAAACAUCGCCUUCAGGAUCUGAAGACACCAAUCACCAUGACUUUCGGUAUUUCUCCAAACGCAAGAUUGGAUAAUGACACAUACUUACAGUGUCACUAUUUUGAUGAAAAUGAUUUCCUCUGGAAAACAGACGGAUGUGAGACCAAUAAUAGCCAAACUUACAUUAUUUGCAACUGUAACCAUGCAACACCCUUUGCAGUCUUAUUGAUGAGAGACCCAAUUACAAAAAUUCACUGGGAAAUCCUGUCAAUCAUCAGUUACAUCGGCUGCGGCCUGUCUGCAUUCUUCACUGCUUUGUCCCUCGUGAUAUACGUCUUCGGUCGGAACCACAGAAUGGAUUACUCCAUCUCCAUCCAUGUCUCUCUGAGCGGGGCCCUCUUUCUGCUCAACACAACCUUCCUGCUGACCGAGUGGGGGGCCAAAAUAGAGCUAGACUGGGUGUGUGUGUUUGUGGCGGCUCUCAUGCAUUACUCCCUGCUCUGCUGUUUCACCUGGAUGGCCAUUGAGGCACUUCACCUUUAUCUCCUGCUAAUAAAGGUUUUCAACACCUACUUCAAACACUACAUGGUCAAACUGUCUCUCGCUGGAUGGGGGAUCCCUGGUAUAAUCGUGGCAGUCUCUUUGGGAAUGAGAGAUUUGAAACAGUUGUAUGGACUCACAGAAAUGACUAUGGCUGAUACUAACCAAACUAACGCCAUCUGCUGGAUCACCGAUGACUCGUACUUCUACUCCUUGAACCUGGUGUAUUUCACUCUCAUAUUCAUCUUCAACUCUGGCAUAUUAUUGACAGUGGCCUCGAACAUCUGCAAGAUGAAACAAGUGUCUCAGGUCAGUUCGAAGCUUGGACAAGGGACUAAGGGGAAGAUGGUGAGAGAUUCCCAGAGGGUCAGAGAGACCUGCAGGAGAUGCCUCACUGUGAUGGGUCUCACCUGCCUGAUGGGGACCACCUGGGGCCUGGCCUUCCUGGGAUCAGGAUAUGUCAACCUCCCCAUCCUCUACCUGUUCUGCAUCCUCAACUCCACUCAAGGUUUCUUUAUCUUCCUGUGGAUCUGCCUGUCAGCCAAGAAGCAGAGGAAGAGAGACAUGGAGGACAGGCUGACGUCCACUCCUGCCAAGUCUUCAGCAGUCAAAUUUGAUUAGAUCCCCUUUCCUGCCAUUGGUCGGGAUGAAAAAGCCCUGAUGUCAUCAUAGAUAGCGUAGACACUCUGGUAAUCCCCUUUCAUGCAACCAUCUCAGAAACAGAAACUCCUGCAUGUCGCCCUCUCUCGACAUGUUGGGCUAAAAAAUUCCCCAAAUUCUUGAUGCAAACAUGGUUCUUUUUUUGUCAAGCUUUAGUAAGAUUGAAGUAACGCUGUUUCCUAGAAUAUUGCGAAUGUGUGUUUGAUUCAAUCAAACUAACAAAUAAAAAAUAUUACAAGAGUGAA
Molecule: messenger RNA, 2275 nt
Organism: Gymnodraco acuticeps
Lineage: Eukaryota; Metazoa; Chordata; Actinopteri; Perciformes; Bathydraconidae
Product: adhesion G-protein coupled receptor G2-like
Exons: 14
Coding region: 63-1991 (642 amino acids)
Biological process (GO): cell surface receptor signaling pathway; adenylate cyclase-activating G protein-coupled receptor signaling pathway
Cellular component (GO): membrane
Molecular function (GO): G protein-coupled receptor activity
Source: RefSeq, a predicted model, not a curated record